UAUUAAAUAUUCUUGUGGUUAUUGGUAAACCGUCCGCCGCAGGCCGCCUGAGGAGACUCUCCGCUCUUGUUUCGGACUUGCUGAAGCAUCUCUACAUCAAAAUUCAAAAUUUGUUCAAAAGUUGCACUAUAUUAACUAUAGAUAAAAGGUCGUUAUGGGUGAUCGUGGCGGGCAAGGAAGGGCUCGCGGUCGAGCAGGCCGAGGUAGCUACGGAGACCAACAGCACAGACGUCCGGGGGAACAAAUGCGCCCAGCGCAAUCUGCUCCCUGUCCGGGUGCCCCAAGACCUCAACCACCUAGUGCAUGGGGUCCACCUAGCGUAGCUCCACAUGUUAGAGCUGGAGUGCCUCAACCAACUGAACCUGCCGGCAGAGCCUCUCAUCGUUCAACUCCAUCCACUCAUGCACACCCUGGAGAUGUAGAUGUUCAACAAAAAAUGCAAAAUUUGGAUAUAGGUAGAAAAGAAUUAGGAAGUGGUGAUGUUGCAUCUGCACCGUCACGAGGCUCAUUCCGAGGUGGUGGAAGAGUUCUGCCUGAUCAAGUUCAAGUUCUUAGGACACGACCAGAAGCAGUUACAUCAAAAAAGGGAACAUUUGGUACACCAAUAAAUCUACUAGCCAACUAUUUCACUGUGGAGACUACUCCUCAAUGGUGCCUUUACCAGUACCAUGUUGAAUUUGAUCCAGAGGAGGAUCGCACUGGUGUUAGAAAAUCCCUUUUACGUCCACACACCAAAAAUUUUGGGGGAUGUCUUUUUGAUGGAACAUCACUGUAUACUGUGAAUCGUCUACCACAGAGUCCUAUGGAAUUUUACUCUGAGCGAAAAUCAGAUGGGGAGAAAAUACGGAUUUUGGUCAAGCUGAUUUGUGCUGUCAGUCCUGGAGACUACCAUUACAUACAAAUCUUCAAUAUUAUUAUUAGAAAAUGCUUCACCAUGCUGAAUCUUCAACUGAUCGGGCGAGAUUUCUUUGAUCCACAGGCUAAGGUUGACAUGCACGAACACAACCUGCAAAUUUGGCCUGGAUACAAAACUACUAUCAACCAAUAUGAGGACCGGCUGUUGAUGGUCACAGAAAUAACGCACAAGGUAAUCCGUAUGGACACAGUUCUGCACUUGCUGCAUACAUAUACCAACACUAAAGGGCCUUCGUUCAAACAUCAAUUUUGUCAAGAUUUGGGAGGUCAAAUUGUAAUGACUGAUUACAAUAUGAAAACGUAUCGAAUUGACGACGUGUCGUGGGAAACUACUGUCAGAUCAACGUUCCGUAUGAAAGAUGAAAAUAUUUCAUACAUUGACUAUUAUAAGAAGAAAUACAACAUCAACAUCAAGGAUAUGAGCCAGCCCCUAUUAAUAUCGCGUUCGAAGCCUCGCGACAUCCGAGCGGGAAUGCCCGAGCUGGUCUUUCUGGUGCCGGAAUUGUGCCGAUUGACUGGUCUUACUGAUGAUAUGAGAGCCAAUUUUCAACUCAUGCGCAGUAUGGCCGUUCAUACUAAAAUAGGCCCCGAUCAGCGAAUUCAGAAAUUGCUCCACUUCAAUCGCAGGUUGACUCAGACUCCGGAGGUCGUACAGGAACUGGCGUCUUGGUCGUUGAAACUGUCCAAUGACUUGGUGCGGUUCAAGGGACGACAUUUGCCUGCCGAGAAUAUAAUCCAGGGAAAUAAUGCGAAAUAUCCAGCUGGAGAUACUUAUGACGGUUGGACUAGGGAUAUGCGAUCGAAACAGCUUCUUACUAUUGCUCAAGUACCUUCGUGGGUCGUGCUCACCCCGAGUCGGCAGCAACGAGAUGCGGAAUCUUUCGUGGAUCUCAUAAUCAAGACUGGCGGCGGAUGUGGAUUUAGACUGCCGAGACCUGAAAUUGUAACAAUUCAAAGGGACAGCAGUGGGGAUUAUUCCAAUAUGUGCGAUACAAUUAUUGCCCGUAAAAAUCCCACUAUAAUGCUUAUCGUUUUGGCUAGAGCCGCUACUGACAAAUACAAGGCGAUUAAGAAGAAGUGCACCGUAGACCGCGCGGUGCCCUCGCAGGUUGUGUGCGCACGGAAUAUGACGAGUAAAACUGCGAUGUCCAUUGCUACGAAGGUCGCCAUUCAAAUGAAUUGCAAGCUGGGUGGAGCACCGUGGACGGUUGAAAUCCCGCUGCCGACGCUCAUGGUCAUCGGAUAUGAUGUUUGCCACGACACGCGGUCCAAGGAGCGCUCGUACGGAGCCUUUGUGGCCAACCUUGACAGGCCCAUGAGCCAAUACUUCUCAGCGGUUAAUGCACAUACUUCGGGAGAGGAACUCUCCGCCCAUAUGAGCUUCAAUGUCGGUUCCGCCGUUAAGAGAUAUCGCGAGAAGAACGGUGUAUUACCCGGAAUGAUUAUAGUAUACCGGGACGGCGUUGGCGAAGGACAAAUUCCCUACGUCUCCAGCCACGAGGUUGCAGAAGUGAAGAAAGUGUUAACUGAAAUAUACGGAACUCCGCAAUUCAAGUUGGCGUUCAUAAUCGUCUCGAAACGCAUCAACACGCGUAUCUUCGUCGACGGGAAUCGUUCUGGGGAUAAUCCCAAACCCGGAACUGUCAUUGACGACGUGGUUACAUUACCGGAGCGUUACGACUUCUAUUUGGUAACUCAGUCAGUCCGCGAGGGUACGAUCGCUCCAACCUCGUACAAUAUCAUUGAAGAUACAAGUGGACUGUCUCCAGACAGGAUCCAGCGUCUGACGUACAAGCUGACUCACAUGUACUUCAACUGUUCCUCUCAAGUGCGAGUCCCCUCCGUCUGCAAAUACGCCCAUAAAUUAGCUUUCUUGACGGCUAACAGCUUACAUGAUCAGCCACACCAUUCGCUCAGCGAAUCUUUGUACUAUAUCUAAAUAGUAUUAAGGAAAAUACGACAUUGUAAGUUCAAUCUGCUUUUGUGUAUUUGAAUGUGGAUUGUAAUAUUCUGCAGUCGCUUUUUUUAAAGUCCGAAAUUUCUUAAGAUAUAAUGGAUUAAAGUUAAAACAGUGUUUGUUGAAUCAGUUUUCGCACUUAUCUUACAUUAGGUCCGACGUGCCUUGUUAUAGACUAAAAGUCUCUCUACACUAGUAGUACUUACUUUUUUUAUUACAUUUUAAUUUGAAUCUCGUAGCUUGAAUAAAGUCAAACGAUUAACCAUUAAUUGUCGUAUUAAACUUGUCGAAAUACCUCGUUAAUACAUGUGCGAAAAGUACAAAAUAUAUUUGUGUUAAAAUUAUCGAACAUUUUGUAGUUUAUAAGAAAAAAAAAAAUUUUGUUUCAUUAUUACUUAGUUUGUAAGUUAUAUAGCAUAUAGUUAUAUGCAGCGAAAGUGUUAUUUAGAGCAAGAUUUCAAAGUGCCAGAAUUUAGUUACAAUAUGAUAUAUGUCAGAACACACCUAGAGACUCGUUAACUUGUUUUUAAAGUUGUUUAGCAAGACUAUUCUUAAAACUUUAUUAAAUAAAUGUGUUUAUUGGCUUUGAGAUCUUGGCCUAUGUUGUGAUGUUUGAUGAUGACCAAUCUCUGUUAAAACUUCCGGCAGCUCAGUUGCUCUGGAACUAGUUGAGAUUGGUCCUUACUCGGGACAGAAGUGAUAGUAUUAGUCAUUUGUUGAUUUAAUUCUAAUUCUUGGCAAGUUAAUCGCCUACUGCCGAAUUCCCACCUCGAACCGAACUUGGCGAGUGUCAUAUUGUUGCAUUUCCUAGAUGUCUACUGUGAUAGAGUUUAAGAUUUGUUUGAAGUACCUCCAUCUUUUUUAUUGAGAUGAGGGCUGUUUGAUGAUUACACUUAAGCGUUGUUUAAGAGGAAUGAUUGAUUCGAAGCAAUGCUUCAUAUUUUGGUACUCUAUUUUUUUAAGUAUUUUUUCAUUAAAUAUUCCCGCUGUCCUAUAGUUUGAUAACUGCCUAAGUAUUAAAUAAAGUCUGCAAACAUUUAACAUGUUACAGCCAAUUAAAACUUAACGUUUUAUUAAAUUCGUUCUUUGAAUUAGUAUCUUAUCGAACUAUAGGGGCGUGGAUUCUUUCGUAAA
Messenger RNA from Pieris napi, 4006 nucleotides. RefSeq names its product piwi-like protein Siwi (gene aub). Gene Ontology annotation, cellular component: P granule. Gene Ontology annotation, biological process: regulatory ncRNA-mediated gene silencing. The transcript is spliced from 19 exons. Gene Ontology annotation, molecular function: protein binding; piRNA binding. Lineage: Eukaryota; Metazoa; Arthropoda; Insecta; Lepidoptera; Pieridae. Bases 155 to 2854 code for a protein of 899 amino acids. The record is from RefSeq and is a predicted model, not a curated record.